Gastrolobium bilobum is the source of this 1560-nucleotide messenger RNA. Its product is annotated as UPF0481 protein At3g47200-like. The coding region runs from base 1 to 1560 and encodes 519 amino acids. The transcript is spliced from 2 exons. Lineage: Eukaryota; Viridiplantae; Streptophyta; Magnoliopsida; Fabales; Fabaceae. The record is from RefSeq and is a predicted model, not a curated record.
AUGGGCAGUGAAUCAAACAAAGAUGAUACGAAGUGGAAUCGUCCUCUGUUAAAGUCGAUGAAAUCUGUCUACAGUAAAUAUUAUGAUAAAACAUGUAGCAUUUCGGUCGUUCCAGAACGACUUAAAGAAUUGAAUGAGGAUGCUUACAUGCCAAAGGUUGUCUCCAUUGGACCCCGAUUCACGACAGGACAAGAAGACCGGGGCGGACGAGAAGACCGGGGGGGACGAGAAGACCUGCUGCUCAUGGAAAAGAUCAAAUUGCAAUGCAUGUCCUCUCUCCUUCAUCGAAGUAAUGGCAUGGAGGCGGAGGAAUGCUUCGAGAAAUGCAGCGAUGCCAUUUUGAACUUAGAGGAAAAGGUUAGAGCAUGCUAUGUGAAUGUCAUGAAACUCAACGAGUAUGAACUCAGCGAGAUUAUGUUAGUGGAUGGGUGUUUUUUGCUAGAGCUUCUGAUAUCCAAAGAUUCGAAAUUGAAUCAUGAACUAAAAAUCCACUCCGAUCAUCCUAGUCCCGGACCUGAAGUGGUAAAAGACAAAGAGAUCUUGUCUGAUCUGCUAUUGUUAGAGAACCAGAUACCACUUAUCGUUCUCCACGAGUUGUCUAAAACACUUUUCCCCAAUGAGUUCACAGAGAUUCAGGAACAAAGGGUGCCAAGAAUUAAUGAUCUUGCCUUGCCUCUCUUUGGCUACUCUCAGUUGGGGAACCCUGGUGCCCCUCACCUUCUUUCACUUGUCCACUCAACCAUUGACAGGGAAGUUAUCAAAGUAAAAGAUUGUGAGGAAGUAUUGCAGAUUGAGGAAAUUCGGCAAUACCUAUCACAUGUUGCCAAGAGUCAUGUUGAGGUAAAACUGAAGCGUUAUUGUGCAACAAGGCUCAAAGCUGCUGGGGUUACUAUCACACUCCCACAAAGGGAUAGAAGAAGGCAUGUCAUUCUGCAAGGGAACUGUCUUGGUCGUAUGCUGAUAAGGUUUGGGAAAAUGCUUGUGAAUAGGGAUUUGAAUAUGCUUGAUGUGGAAAAGACAAAGUUAGACUUUGACAUAAAAUUCAACAACGGGAAACUAGAAAUUCCACAGCUGCAUAUCACAGGAACAACGCAAGCCAGGUGGCGCAAUUUCAUUGCUUUGGAACAUCACAAAAAGAAAUGGAAGAGCACAAGUGUCUUCGGCGGCAAGUGUACUUGGUCUGCAUUGUUUUUUGAUAGCUUGAUAUGUUGUGGGGCUGAUGUUCAACUUCUUAAGGACAAUGGUAUUAUUGUGGAUCAUUUGAAGAUGGGCAAUAAAAAGCUAGAGACCUAUUUCAGCACAAUAUCAACUGGAGUUGACCAUGAAAUAGUUGAUUCUAGUUAUGUUAAAAUAUUUCAUGAUUUGAAAAAUUACUCUGCAGCAAAUUUCCUCAUUAGAAACUGCACAAUAUGGUGGCAUGUUUUCAGAUUCCGAGUUGAACAGUUUAUCAUGUUUAUGGGGAGUGGCUACAACUUUGCAGCUAUAUUGUUAUCUCUUCUCGCUAUUCCGCAGACUUUUUAUGCAAUCUUCCCCUAUUAUCGUCCCAGUCAUGCUCAUUGA